Ilex paraguariensis (yerba mate) is the source of this 1137-nucleotide messenger RNA. The record is from the annotation of a GenBank genome assembly. Lineage: Eukaryota; Viridiplantae; Streptophyta; Magnoliopsida; Aquifoliales; Aquifoliaceae.
AUGGGAGAAGGAUGUGGGGACAAAAUGGGAUUUGACAUCCGUCUUCUUGAGGAGUGGGUUCUAAACUCCUCUUUCCUGAAGAGGAACAAUAAAGAACUAGUAAAGAGGUUGAGUAUUCCACCCCCUGAUUCAAAACAGUUGCAUUUUGCAACCCGCUUUGCUCAAAACGGUUGGGGACAGUUCAAAUCCUGUCUCUGGAAACAACAAUUGUCUUACUGGAGAAGUCCUUCGUACAACUUGACGCGUUCUCUGUAUAUGGUUUUUGCUUCUUUGCUUUUUGGGACACUGUUUUGGGAUCAGGGGAAGAAAAUAAAUAACCAGCAGAGCUUGUUCAAUAUCUUUGGUUCAAUGUUCAGCGCUGUGAUCUUUUGUGGCAUAAGUAACGCCUCUUCAGUCUUACCGUAUGUCUCCACAGAGCGAACUGUUCUGUAUCGGGAAAGAUUUGCUGGGAUGUAUGCUUCAUGGGCUUAUGCUCUUGCCCAGGUGAUAAUUGAGGUUCCUUAUCUCUUGGCCCAAGUCCUUGUGUUUGUGAUCAUCACAUAUCCGAUGAUUGGGUACUAUUGGUCAGCUUAUAAGGUUUUUUGGUACUUCUAUGCCAUGUUCUGUACCUUACUGUACUUCACUUAUUUGGGGAUGCUGCUUGUUUCAAUGACACCAAGCUUUCCGGUAGCUGCAAUUCUACAGUCUGCCUUUUACACGUUGCUUAACCUAUUUUCUGGGUUUUUGCUACCUCAGCCGCAAAUUCCAAAGUGGUGGCUGUGGUUAUACUAUAUAACACCAUCAUCUUGGUCACUAAAUGGUAUGCUUACUUCUCAAUAUGGAGAUGUAGGCAAGAAUAUUACUGUGUUUGGAGAAACCAAAACAGUAGCAGCCUUUUUAAGGGAUUACUUCGGAUUUCACCAUGAUCGCUUACCUAUUGUGGCUGUUGUCCUGAUUCUAUACCCUAUUCUUUUUGCCUCCCUAUUUGCAUAUUGUAUUGGGAAGUUCAAUUUCCAAAGGAGGUGAAUGUUGUAAAGUAAUUUGUAAUAUGUACUUCUGACCUCUUUUUUGUUCUAUUUUGACGGCAAAUGUCAUUUGCCGAAAUGAUAUAUGGUGAGUUCAGGUCUAAAAGUAAAAGACUUGUGCACUAGAUUACAC